GGUGUGGCCGGAAUGUGGAGCGAGCGCCGCAGACUUCGCUCCCGGAGGCUGGUGCUUCGCUCAAGCCGCCGAGGCAGCUGCCACUGGGGUCGCCGCGAGCUGAAGAGGAGGUACGACAUCACCGCCAUCCCCAGGCUCGUGAUCCUGAAACCAAACGGGGAGGUGAUCACCAGCAAAGGGCGGAAGCAGAUCCGGGAGCGGGGGCUGGCCUGCUUCCAGAGCUGGGUGGAGGCGGCCGAGGUCUUCCAGAAUUUCUCAGGUUGAACCGGGAGAAGGGACCACAGAGCCUGGACGGGGCGGCUCCUUCAGUGCAAACCCCCCGAGGGGAAAGAGGAGCCCGUUUUUUUCCCUUUCUCUCUAUGCAGCAUCUGAUUUUAUUUCAGAGCAGAAGUGCUAAGCCGUGGCAGAAAGUAAAUGUUGCUCAGGAAAAAAAAAACAAGCAAAAAUACCUCCUGCUCCGUUUGGAUCCUGUAGCUACGUGACAGUAAUUUUUAUUCUUUGCCUAGCUUUGGAGAUCUAUGCAAACAUUUUAUUUGUACAAGUCUCUUCAGGUAAAGUGAUCAGUUUAUGGAUGAAUUUUUCUGGCCAUCUAUCAUUUUAACGAUAUGUGUUAUAUGGUUUCACAACUCUAUUUAUUAUUAAACAAGUUUGCAUACAA
Ictidomys tridecemlineatus (thirteen-lined ground squirrel) is the source of this 658-nucleotide messenger RNA. NCBI's taxonomy places the organism in Eukaryota, Metazoa, Chordata, Mammalia, Rodentia, Sciuridae. The record is from RefSeq and is a predicted model, not a curated record.